AUACCAAACAAAAUAUAUUUUUAUAACGUAUUCAAAGUCCCAAAAACUAUUUUUACUCAAAACAACUUUCAAACCAAACGUCAAGUGAUAUUUAAGUCAUAGUAAAACCACAUAAUAUGUCGACAAAACUCCUACCGAUUUGUGUGUUAAUCGUAUGUCUGGUGUAUGGCAUUAAUGGUCAGUAUAAGGAGACACCAAUAGACUUGGAGGACCCUCGGGUGACAACCUGUGCCAACUUCGUGGCCACCGCUAUGAGUAACUCUGAGAUUGAGUACGUGGUGGACACCAUUUGGGACGCAAACACCAUCACUGGUAGCGAUAUAGAUAUUCAAAUCCGAGUGAUCCUGGCUUAUUUCAAUCUGUUCGGGUGUCGUGAUCCCAGUGGCUGUGAACGUCAAAUCAACUGCAAUGCUGAGGUACGUGGCAGUGGACAGGGACCUAAUCCUUACAAACUGGUGAGAAUAGGCUGCUCUCCGACCACAUCUCAGACCAGACGCCGACGAAAGAUGUCUAAUAAGAAGAGGUCGCGAGUAAUCAAACGUAUGAUGAAGUCCUCCAAAGACAAUAGGAUUUCCAAACCAGCCCUCGCUAUCAAUGCUUUUUAAAUACUGUGUAUUUUUGAUGUAAUUUUAAAACAAAUAUUUUAAUAAACGAG
Messenger RNA from Oppiella nova, 655 nucleotides. The record is from the annotation of a GenBank genome assembly. NCBI's taxonomy places the organism in Eukaryota, Metazoa, Arthropoda, Arachnida, Sarcoptiformes, Oppiidae.